Molecule: messenger RNA, 4297 nt
Organism: Hippoglossus stenolepis (Pacific halibut)
Lineage: Eukaryota; Metazoa; Chordata; Actinopteri; Pleuronectiformes; Pleuronectidae
Product: protein sel-1 homolog 3
Exons: 24
Coding region: 366-3692 (1108 amino acids)
Molecular function (GO): protein binding
Source: RefSeq, a predicted model, not a curated record
UAAGUUAGACUCUGAGCUUUGAUGCAUCACUCCCCAAAGUUCCCUAAUAGAAAAUGAAAUCAGAUAAAUCAAACAGCAUUUUUGUCAAACAGCAGAGGUACGUUUGCUCCAGCCUUUUAUGUGCUGUGAUGUAGGUAGCCCUUUAAAUGCAACUCAUGCACGCAGAUGAACCUGCAACACCAGAAUAUCCUGUAAUCCUACAUCAUACAGGGUGUAUGCCGCGUGCUCUGCCAGUCUGUAAACUAGGUGACGAGUGUCGAGCACUGACAGAACCAAGUUUAUUUCACACAGAACUUUUUUUGUAUUAAUCAAAUUAACUCAGGGAUUCCAUAUUUAUUCUCAUAUUUUCAGCCAAAAGACUCAAAAUGAAUGUGUUGCAUGCCUUCAUGUUUGGAUAUAUCUUCACUGCUGCUAUUACAAUGGGAGAGUGUGUGUUACAAGCCAUUUCAUCGGAGAGCGGUGAGAGCCUGCCUGGCAAUUUCAUAGGGUUUAAGUCAGCCCCUGACAAAGUGGUAGAUGGCUCAGUCGUCCGUGUGCAGUAUCAAUGCCUCAGGCCAUGUCAGCUGGCAGUGGAGGUGGUGGUCUCCACAUUAAGGAAGACAGAUUUAGUGGUCUUCAGAAGGAAAUGGAUCAGCGGCCGACUCGGAGUCUACAGGAUCCACCAGGUGCAGCUCAGGCUGCCUCCAUCCAUUUUGUAUCAGAACGACUUUUUCAACAGGAAUGUUUUGGAGGUUGAUAAUGCGACUGUUCGUGCUUGGCUAGUUCAUCUGAAGGAUGGCAACGAACCCAGGAGACACCGUGACUCAAUGUUAAGUAUUAAUAAAGUGCUGGAGAUAACGCCACUCUCAGAGCGUCCAGCUAAGCCUCCCACAGAGUCUUUGUCAUGGUUUGCUCGGCUGAUGUGGCAAAUGACCAGAGACAGGACCAGUCCGUGUCCACAUGAGUCAGACAUCAUUGAGGUGCUGAAGUUCCCCCUGGCAAGUACUGGAGAGAUCUUUGGAAUGGUCCGCAGGUUCCAGCCUUUCAUGGACGACGCCCUGGAGAGAGGCCGUCUUCAUGCGGUAACACAGCCCAGCGUCACCAUAUCUGUGUGGAUCUACCUACUGAGACGGUGUCACAAGAGCCUCUGUGGGAUCAUCCAUCAUCUCGAUAGGAGAAAUGAAUACGACUCUGUUCUGAUGCUGCUUACAGACACAGGGGACAUCAUAAUUCAGGCCCGUUUGACAACAGGAGAACAAGAAGCUUUCAAAGUCUUUGUAACGUUGCCCCUGCGGAAAUGGAUUAGAUUAGACUGCUCCAUACAGGACUCAAAGGUGCAGCUGUAUGUAACGUGGGAUGAUGAAACCCAAAUACAUGUUUAUGAUUUUCCUGACAGUAUCUAUUUUGAUGACACUGAUGGAUACUUUGCGAUUGGAGGAAGCAAAUUCCUGCCAGGCAUCAACGGAUAUUUUGGGCCGAUCAAAUACUACCGUUUUGGAACUGAAGAGAUACAAAACCAACUUCACCUCAAGACAUUGCAGGAGCUGGAUAAGACUCAUCGCGAGUGUCAGGGAAUCAAAGCAUUCACAAAAGCUUUUCUAAAAGAAGUAACAGAGAGUCACAUCUUGUCAACAAACAGCAAAGCUGUCUGCACCCCUCACUUCAUAAGACUCUGGGGUCAGUCUGGUGAAAAAACCUGCUCACAAACAUGGACCUGGGAAACACCACUUAAAUAUAGCUCGCUUUUCCAUCUCUUGCAAACAAAAGAGGAGCAAGUCAGAACAGGAUCUUUGGACAUGAAGGGCCUCAGGACGACUUUGUUUAAAGAGGCCGUCGCUGCAAUGUUCACUGCGGAUCAGACGCAGAUCACAAUCACAUCUGAACACAUGUCUUUGCUGCAAGCGUCCUCCUGCUUUGGAAAUCACGAAGCGUCACUCUUGUUGGCCUCCAUCCACCUCUCUGGCCUCGGACAUUCAGUUGAUCAAAACCAGGGUCAUGUCUAUAGUUUGAUUGGUGCAUCAGGUGAUGGCCGCUUCGCCCUGAUGCAUGCAGGGUACAAACACACACAAGGCAUUGAUGGCUUUCCAAAAGACUUGGACAUGGCUUGUAGCUAUUACUCCAAUGCUGGUGCACAGAGCUAUUCUGACACGGCAUACAUGCAUGAAGAUAAGCAAUACAUCCCUGAACACAUCUAUCUCAGCAUCAAAGAGGAUUUAAACAGCCUGACACAUGAGACGAGUGACGACUAUCAGUUUCUGAAAUUCGAGGCAGAGAGGGGAGACGCAGAAUGUCAGAGACACCUGGGAACAAUGCUAUACUGGGGACAGAACGGAGUCUCAAAAGACGUAGUGAGAGCAGCGAAGUGGUUGCACAGAAGUGCUAUGCAAAUGAAGAAUCCCUUGGCGAUGUACGACUACUCCAUCCUACUGAUGAAGGGCCAGGGAGUGAAAAAAAACCACACCCUAGCUUUUCAGCUGCUGAAGAAAGCUGCAGCGAUGGGCUCAACUGACGCCUUGAAUGGUUUGGGCUGGUACCAUGGGAUCAUACUGGGCGACCACGAAAGCGCAGUGAAAUACUAUGAGCAAGCUGCGCUAAAUGGGAGUGUUGAUGGAAUGUUCAACCUGGGAAUUUAUCAUCUCAGUGGGAAAAACCCACGCAGGCCAUGGAGGAAUGAGACAGCUGCUUUCCAGUACUUUGUGAACGCGUCUCGCUUUGGUCAUGUUGCUGCAUCGGUGGAGGCAGCUUGGUAUCUUUCGACAGGAAGCCUGGGAGGGGUGUCUCAGGAUGCAGAGAGGGCUGUGAUAAUGCUAAAACAGGUCUGUGAACGGAACGGACACCUUGGAUUUAUGAUCAGAGAGGCUCUGCAUGCCUACCUCCAGGGCUCCAGGCAGGAAGCAUUUGUGAAGUACGUCUUGGCAGCUGAAACAGGUCUGGGUUUGGCCCAGAGCAACGCUGCACACCUGUGUGAGGAACUGGAUCUCAGUUAUGAUUGUCAGUGGAGAUAUCAUAACUUCUCUAUAUUAAACCAUGAUUCCCAUCCGUCUGCUCUGCUGAAAAUGGGAGACUACUAUUACUAUUCCUCCGGCGCCCCAGAAGACUCAUUAUCCUUGGUUGGUCAGGCCCUAUCGAUGUACAGCAGAGCAGCUCUCGCGGGCAGCCCUCAGGGAAUGUACAACUUGGGGAUUUUGGCACAACAAGGGCACGUUCUUCCCCAGAGCGUCCGCAGCAUGUUCAACGUGACACAUUAUGAUGAGGACGACAUUGUGGUGGAGAAGGUGUUAAGAAGAUGUGUGGAGAGUGAGCAUGAAGACGCAGUAACACCCUGUUCUUUAGCUCUGCUCGGACUCCAGAUGGGAAAAGCCUGGAGGAGAAUGACUCAGAACGGUGCUCAGCUCCUCUUGGCAUAUGCAUCUCUUCUUUCUGUCUGCGUCCUUCUUGUCUUUAUACCACUUCAGAGCUGUCUCGGACAAAGGGCUUCCGGUCGGCGUACAGUGGAACUGAGGGCGAGGACUUCACCAGUCAGCCAAGAAGGUGUCAACUUGAAUAGGGAGCAAGAUGGCAUCAUGGGAGGAACCUAUAGAGUGGCAGGGAAUCUAUGGCUUACUGUGCUGAAUGGCGAGCAGUGGCUCCGACAGACCAGCGAUUUGGCCGUGACACUGUCGGGUGUGUGUCUGUGUGCUUUCUGGACCACAUUCCUCUAUCGUCUCCUAUGACAUACAAUACCCAGCGCAGUGACCCAGUAGCCACAGUUAAAGCCCCAGACACAACAAAUUGUAACAACAUACAUUAGCGGAUGAGUUAGCGCAGCGGUCAUGUGACACAUUUGUGCUUUGGAUGCAUGUGAGUCAUUUUAGGACGGGAAGGAGAGACGUGCUGGUCAGAAUCUGUGUGCUACUCUUAUCAGAGUUUUAUAAUGUUUUCCCAGUAACCAUUUUUCCAUUGCUUUGUUUGUGGGAAAUAAAUACUUAUUGUGCAUUUAAAUUGUUUGAUGCCGAAUCUGAACUACAGCUUAUAUUACAUUUCAUUUAGCUGACGCUUUUAUCCAAAGCGACUUACAAUAAGUGCAUUCAACCAUGAGGGUACAAACCCAGAACAACAAGAAUCAAGAAAGUGCUAUUUCUUCAAGAAAGCCAAACCACAAAGUGCUAUAAGUAAGUACCAUAUAAGUGCUACUAAAUUGUUAGUUUAAACAUUUAUUCAAGGUAUAGUCGGAAGAGGUGUGUUUUUAGUUUGUCUUGGGGAUGUGGUGACAAGGAAGUAGAGUGAAGCGUCUGCUAUGUAAUGUUUAAGUCCAAUAAAAAGAUAUUUCAAUGUUGAA